Molecule: messenger RNA, 1932 nt
Organism: Elgaria multicarinata webbii
Lineage: Eukaryota; Metazoa; Chordata; Lepidosauria; Squamata; Anguidae
Product: sodium/hydrogen exchanger 2-like
Exons: 11
Coding region: 1-1932 (643 amino acids)
Biological process (GO): regulation of intracellular pH; sodium ion import across plasma membrane; proton transmembrane transport
Cellular component (GO): plasma membrane
Molecular function (GO): potassium:proton antiporter activity; sodium:proton antiporter activity
Source: RefSeq, a predicted model, not a curated record
AUGUGGCCUCUUGUCCUUGCAGGCUUCCAUCUGUUUGAAAAAUUACCUUCAGUAGUUCCUGAAAGCUGCCUAUUGAUCUUUGUGGGGCUCAUCAUGGGAGGCAUCAUUUAUGGCCUCAACGACAAGUCCCCUCCGGUGAUGGACAGCGACAUCUUCUUCCUUUACCUCCUGCCCCCUAUAGUCCUGGACGCCGGCUAUUUCAUGCCCAGCCGCCCAUUCUUUGAGAACAUUGGGACCAUCCUCUUAUAUGCCGUGGUGGGGACCAUCUGGAAUGUCUUUGGGAUUGGGUUCUCACUCUACGGGAUAUGCCAAGUGGGCGCCUUCCAGCUGCAUGACAUCUCCUUGCUCCACAACCUCUUGUUCAGUAGCCUGAUCGCUGCCGUCGACCCGGUGGCUGUGCUGUCCGUGUUCGAAGAGAUACAUGUCAAUGAAAAGCUCCACAUCUUGGUGUUUGGAGAAUCUCUUCUCAACGACGCUGUAUCAGUUGUGCUGUAUAAGCUGUUCCGAUCCUUUUGCGAAAUGCCGUCCAUCAAAAUGGCAGAUGUGUUUGCAGGCAUUGGGAAAUUCUUUGUGGUUGGAAUCGGAGGGGUCUUGGUAGGCCUCCUGUUCGGCGUGAUCGCUGCCUUCACCACGCGCUUUACCAAAAACAUCCGUGUGAUUGAGCCCCUUUUCGUCUUCCUCUACAGUUACCUGUCUUAUCUCACGGCAGAGAUGUUCCACCUCUCUGGCAUCGUGGCAAUCAUUGCCUGUGCAAUGGGGAUGAAACGUUACGUGGAGGCCAACAUCUCUCUGAAGUCCCAUACAACCAUCAAAUACUUCAUGAAAAUGUGGAGUAGUGUCAGUGACACCCUCAUCUUUAUCUUCCUUGGCGUCUCCACCAUCGGGGACAAUCACGAGUGGAGUUUGCCAUACAUUUGCUUCACGGUCAUUUUCUGUCUCCUCUGGAGAGCCCUAGGAGUCCUUGUCCUGACUUUCAUCGUCAACAGAUUACAUGUGAAUACCGUAACGCCCAAAGACCAGUUCAUUAUCGCCUACGGUGGGCUCAGAGGGGCCAUCUGUUUCUCCCUGGUGUUCUUGCUCCCCGACUUUCAGAGGAAGAAACUCUUUAUCGCUGCAACGACUGUGGUGAUCCUCUUCACUGUGUUUGUACAGGGUAUGACCAUCCGUCCCCUUGUUGACUUGUUAGAUGUUACCCGAAAACAAGAAAGUACUCCUACUGUUGGCGAACAGAUCCAUAUUCGGUUCUUGGAUCAUUUGUUGGCUGGCAUAGAAGAUAUAUCGGGACACUGGGGACAGUAUUAUUGGAAAGACAAAUUGGAGUAUUUCAACAGCAAAUACGUGCAGAAGUUCUUGCUCCGGGAAUAUGCGCAACCCAAGUCAAGCAUUGUGCUCCUCUACGAGAAACUGGAAAGGAAGCAUGCCAUUGAGUUAGCUGAAGCAGGCCAACUCAUUUGUGGGCCGACCCAUCAAUCACUGCUCCACAAUGACACACCUGCCAUCACGGUCAAUGACUCGGAGAGUCUCAACCUGGACGAUAUGGAUGAUAUCCAGAAGAUCUUGGAAAGGAACCUGUACAAAACAAGGAGGACGGUGCCGGCAUACAACAGGCACACUCUUCCUGGAGAAACAGAGCCAGCAGAACAAGCCAAGGAGAUCUUGAUCCUCAGGCACAAGAGUUGGCAGAUCCACAUGAACCAAAGUGACUCCGACCACGUGAGCAAGGAGAAGGAUGACGCCUAUUCAUCAGAUGGUGGAGCUAACGCCAAACCCAAAUUGUGCAGAUCUGUUACCACCAAGCAUUCCAGAAAAGUUCCAAGUGUGAAAUCUAACCGAUCAAAGUCAGUUGGCUUUAUUAUACCUCUGCGGUCCAGUACGACCCAGUGGGUUAAUGAUGAAGAAACGGGGAAAAAGCGAAUUUCCAAGGAGAAGUAA